Molecule: messenger RNA, 1713 nt
Organism: Danio aesculapii
Lineage: Eukaryota; Metazoa; Chordata; Actinopteri; Cypriniformes; Danionidae
Exons: 5
Coding region: 411-1184 (257 amino acids)
Source: RefSeq, a predicted model, not a curated record
UGUCUCAUCUCUACUCCAAAAUUCAGGUGUGUCAGAAACAUCAGUGCUGUAAUUCAGAAGAAGUGUUUUCUCCUGAGAACAACCUGAAUACUGGGCCUUCAUCUGAAGAGCAUGACACCACAGGACAGAACAAAAGAGAUGUUGAUGAUAUCAGGUUGCUGUCAAGCAAAGCAGAGCCAGAUUUGUCAUCUUUCAAAUCACCAAAGAGACGCUUAUGUAUCUGCUCACCUAAAGAUGAAACACUCGCUGUGAGAAAUGGCAAAAGGCUGAGAAAAAGUGACUUCAGAUUGCCUGAUGACCACAAAGAGCCUGAUAUCAGCUCAAGUGAGGAGGAGAGAUGGAACAGCCAAUGUAAUUGUGGGGCGAUUGAAAGGAAGCCACAGGUCCUUCUGUCUUUUGAACCAGAGCAUAUGAAGGGGAAGAGGUUUUUGUAUGAUGCUCGUGAUACACUUGAUGGAAGAUCCAAUAAGAAGAACGUCAUCACUAAAAUCUUUGGUCUACCAUUUGAAGUGCACACGUCUUGGCAAGGGUGUGCUGUUCAGAAAAUUGAAAACAUUCCUGACCAGAGCACAGAUGUCUUGGACUUAAGCAAAAGUGCAGCAAUAAGAACUAGCAGUUUUUCCCACUAUGCCAAAAUAAUUGCUUUUCUUGUUAGAUUUUGGCAAAAACAGGAAAAGCAGGAUAGGCAAGAUAUCAUCUUUUCAGUUGGAAGAUUCUCCGUACGGCUGCAAGCAAGUGAUCUGUACUGUUGCCCAAUCAAAAAAGACGACGAAGAUUUAAAUCUUCAGGACAAAAAGCUAUCUUAUGCAACACUCAGUCCAUCAGAAAAAUUAGCUAAAAAAUAUUCGGACACUAUUUGGAACUACAUGGUGGGCAACCAUGACAAAGUGAAUUCUCUUGUACAAACCCCUCAGGAUGCCAUUGCAGUAUGUGCUGUUCUGUUCUCGGAAGUCAUCAGGUAUCCUAACAUGCUUUUCCACAACAUCCUCAUGAUGCUGUAUUACAAGUCAUGGGAUGAUUUUUAUGACCAUCAUCCCAUGGUAAGAGGAGGAUCAUGGAAACAUCAGAACAAUGACGUCCCAGAAAAGGUUAAAAGAAUCGAAAAAGACAACCUUUUAUUUUUUGCCAAGGAAAUGAUGCUCCGUGGAAUGAACAAAAGCGCUCUAUUCCAAGUUUCUGUUUAAUGCAUAUAAAAUGUAAAAUUAUGUAACAUAAAUUUAAGGAGGCUCUUUUAAAGAGAGGCUUCAUGGGUAUGGGAGCUGAACACGCAGCAACCCUUGAAGUUUCACCUAAAGAGAGACUUUAUAAUAAUAUUAUGAUAUUUAUAAUAAUAAUAAUGGUAUUUUUAUAUUGCAUUGUUUUUACUAUGGGCGACGUGGUGGCGCAGUAGGUAGUGCUGUCGCCUCACAGCAAAUAGGGUUUGAGCCUCGGCUGGGUCAGUUGGCGUUUCUUUGUGGAGUUUGCCACCGUUUUCUCCGGGUGCUCCGGUUUCCCCCUCAAGUCCAAAGACAUGCGGUACAGGUGAAUUGGGUAAGCUAAAUUGUCAUUAGUGUAUGUGUGUAAAUGUUUCCCAGAGAUGGGUUGCGGCUGAUAGGGCAUCCGCUGCGUAAAACAUAUGCUGGAUAAGUUGGCGGUUCAUUCCACUGUGGCGACCCCAGAUUAAUAAAGGGACAUAGCCAAAAAUAGAAUGAAUGAAUGAUUUUACUAUUUGUA